UAAAAGGAAACCUGGAGGGAAAAGGGAGAAGGAGGAAAAACCCGAAGCCAGAGAGAACCCUCCUAGACCGGGUGGAAAGAAGUGAACAACACAGACAAUGGAGGAAACUGAUCCUCGGGAACUUAUCCAAAUAUUCUCUCUGUCUUCUACACAUACUCUCUUCCCUGCUCUCUCCACAUAUCUGCCCCCUCUGACUUAAGCAUCGGAGGGCCGGCGCCGGGGAGCCCGGCCACCGGUUUUCUUGCAGGACUUACGUCCCCCAGGAGGACGCCACCUGUCGGCACGCCACCGACCACCGCUCCUGCGGCGGAGCUCCACCCUACAGGAGAACGCCAGUAGCCGGCGCACAGUCAUCCACCGUUCCUGCGGCGGAGCCCCUCCUUCCCCGGCUUCGCGGCGGCCCCCGGGUCCAAUUUCCAGCAACAAGUAUAAUUAUCAAAUAAUAAAUAAUUCUUAUUGAAAGCUCUACCGGUCGAAAUUCUACUAUCAACCACAACCCUAUAAGAAUAUAUAGAAAUUUAUAAUUUCCUACCUUACACAUCUAGCAAAUGUUAAAAUUGCGAUGGUGAUAUAUGAGGCAGCAUUCCAAUAGGCCACAUCCAAUCAUGCAAAUCACAAAUAACAAUAACUGUGAUUGGAAAACAGGUCCAAUUCAGUCCUGAAACGCUGACCAUAAACAAUUCAAGAAAAAGUUUUCAUACGGUUACUAUUUUUUUACCUUGUUUUAAUUUCUUUGUACUUCUUUUCAAUCAAUCGAAAAAAAAUUCUUUGUACUUCUUUGUCUCGUUGUGAUGUUUUUUAUGUAAUUCUUCAAUUUCCUUAGAAAAUGAAAGGGAAAAAAAAUGGGGAAGCGGUGAAGAUGGGAUCGGGUGUUUGAGGUGGCGCUCUGAUGAUCAGUCAAGGUUCCCUGACCUCGGCAAUUUCCUCGGUCCAUCCAUCGCUUUUCUUGUAUGCUUACUAGAUUGUCAGUUUCUCUACAAUACGAAACUAAUUUAUUUAUACUUUCUCAAAAGUUGACUUUGGAUAAUUUCAGGUAGCAAACUAGAGGAAACAGUUCAAUCAUUCACCACCAUCGCUAAUCAGCUAUGAACAUUGUCCUGCGACAAAGACUGUGAUUGAACGGGAACCUCCAGUUAUAAACAAUUCAGAAGAGAACAGAACUCCCCUCGCUUAGCUUCAACAAGACAAAGUAAAGGAAAAGGGAAAAGCAAAGAUUUCUUUUGUGAAAAAGAGGAGAGUGAAAUUUGUGUCGUGAACUCGUGAUUGGUUGAAAAAAAAGGGGAAAAAGUGUUAGAAUACAGGAACAGGAAAGCAAGUAGAUUUCGCGCCCUUAAUAGAAAAGCAAAAGGAAAAUGGAAAGGAUUAAAGUAGCUAUUUCAGAAAAAGCAGAUAAAUAUUUCAGCAAAAAAAGCAGAUAACUUGAACAAAAAAAAAUGUCGAGACUUUUUGACAUGAUCUUGAAACCACGCCCUGCCAAAAAUGUUAAUUUUUUUAUUCUCAAAUGCUUGCAAGUCUGAAGACACUAGACAAAAGAUGUUUUUUUUUUCAUUUAAGAAAACAAAAACUAAUCAAACUUUAUCAGCAAUCUUCACAUUAGAAUAUCCUAUUUGUGUUAUGACACCUCAUGAAUAAGAUGGUGCACGCAUAACUUACAGCAAUCUUGAAGAUGAGGGCAUAUAUUAAGAUAAUUGAAUUUAUAUGCUAUCCUAUUGAUGUGAAAACAACAAACUUCUCCAUCAAACUUGGUAAUCUUAAUACAAGUAUACAACCAUCUAGUCUAGGACAUUGAUUUCAUGCCCGUGAAUGGACUAGGUAUGUUCACCUAAAAUGUCAUGGAACACCACGAUGUUUGUGAGGUGAGAAACAACUAAUUUUGAUUGAAGCAUAGUAUCUAUGCACAUGAAGAGUUCCUUCCUCUUACCACGGGCACCAGGAGACUAAUGUAACCCGCAAAAAUUAAUGUAAUACAAGUUUUGAUUGUUGAGUUGCCACUCCGGCAUUAUAUAGGCUCAGAAAACUUCCAUACACAUUUACAAAUGAGCUAAGACAUUUUUUUUGAGAUUCUCUAACUUUCGUAUGUAACAACGUAGAGUCUCAUCCAAAAAAAACUAGCCAGAAAAUAUUAUUUAAGUUUUUUAACCAUGUAUAAGUACCUAAAAUUUAUCUAGUCACACACCAGCACGGAUCCUCACAUACUCACUCAUUUAAGCCCAAACAUCUUUGCUAGGCUAAAGAUCCAGAUUUAUUCAAAUCUAAUCACAAGCACCAUGAUUGAUUCAUGACCAGUCCUAAUGAGCAUGUGUUGCAGCAUUCCUUAGUCUAUAUAGAUCAUAGAUCAAAUCUGACCAUUUAUAAUAACUCAAGACCUCACUUAAAAAGAUUAGCCAAAAAGUAUUAUUUGAAUUCAUCGAUCCUAUAUAAGUAUUCAAAAUCUAUCCAACGCAUAGCCGAUGUGAAAAUGCUUGCAUAGAUCCUUACAUCAUUUGUUUAGCAUAUCAUCUAUUUUUCGAACCAUGGUUGGGCCUUAAAAUCUGGACCAUGUUUUUAUCACUCAACCAGCAGUGGGACCCAUGUUUUUAUCCCUUAAUCACUGAUUCUAGAAGCUAUAUCCUCUCCGCUUCAAUAACAUCAUCAGUCUAUUAUAACAGGCCCCCAUCAAAAAAUAUUAUCGUCCAAAAAUCCGUGUUUGUCUCCUUUAAGGAAAUUAUUUAGUAAUAAUCAAAGAGAAUAUUACACCAGCAUUAUAACAUAAAAUGAUAGGUAACAACGAAAGAAAACACAAAUUAUUGUUUUCCGAAUCACUGGUCACUUUAUCUAAUUUUGUGAUUGUACCAACUUCUUUUUGAAGGGAAACUUGGUGUAGAAAUUUGAAAUUGUUUUAUUUAAAAAAUAGAGCAAAAGAUAAAUAGCAGCCACUAUUUUCAUUAUAUAAAGGACAUCAUAAUAAAGUAACGAUCAAAUAAUUGCCCUUAUUUAAACAAUCCUUAUCGUCAUGUAUAAAUAUAUUAUUUGCUUUAGCUAGGACCAACUUUUUUGAAGAGAAAAAUGAUGUAGAAAUUUUAAAAACAUUAUUAUUUAAAAAAGGUAUAAAGUUACAAAUACUGUCCAUUUUGUCUGAUGUUAUUUAAAUAACUCUUAUCAAUAUGCAUAGCAUAAUGAAUCCCUACAAAACCAUUAUAGGAGCAUAUAUAACGUUACAAUGACUCUCACUUUAAACCAUGCAAGGCAAUCUAAAAGACCUAACAACUCUGUACCAAAAAAAAAAAAAAGAAUCAACAACUGGAUGUCCAAACUUUUAAUUAUAAAACCCCUUUUUCUAAUUAAUUCAAAAAUCUUGCCUUUUAGAAUCCCCUUCCACUUUUCUUUUCUUCUUGGGAUGCCUUUCUUUCCUUACCCAUUGUAGUUCCCAUUACUAGCGCCAUGGCUUGCUAAUAAAUCUCAUUAUUCUAUUUCAAUUUUGCUAUAAAAGAGUCUGACACCCAUUGUAUUCGGAGAUUGCCUUGAUGGUUGGUCUCAGUGAUGCCGUUGAAUAAUUUCUAUUUCAAUGACUCGAUCGGAGUAAAACCAAGCUCGAUUCACGAUAACUGGGUGAACAUCUCGGUGCAUUUUAUCCUAUCGGUGCUCACGCAACAAAGACAUCAACACAAAGCAAGCAUUCGAAUUUGGACGCGGUUUAGCUCGCAGUGAUCGGCUUUCGCAGGAAAGCCGGGAGCUGGCCCGAAGAGGCCACGCGUGCCAAACUAAAGGGCAAAAAAUACAGGAAAAGCAUCGGUUCGCACCGGUCAGCCGGCACGAGUCCUCUCCCAUCUUCCUGCCCUGCGCGCAUCUCUUCCGAAGAAGAAACGGAUAACCGCUACUGAAGGCUCCCAUAGCAACAACUAAAACUAUUCUACCAAGCAGAGAGGAGCCUAUCCCUCCAUGGAGCUAGAUUUAGGGCUUAGAAUAAGCAGGGCCAUUGAAAACCUUACCUUCUCGUCCACCGAGACAGAGACCGUCUUCGUCCUUCUCGCGCACCUUCCAGGCUUCAAGAAGGAUGAGAUCGAGAUAUCGAUUAACGAGACGGGAACGCAGAUUAGUAUCAGCGGGGAAGGAGAGAGGUCAUCCAUAGAAACAACGAUAUCAAGGCGACUAAUGUUGGCUACGGAAGUGAUCGAACGGUUUCAAAAGGUGUUUGGGAUUCCUAAUAGCGUGGCUUUGGACCGGAUCGAUGCGGGGUUUGACGAAGAGAACGCCGUUCUCAUUGUUUUGAUGCCCAAAUUGAUCCAAGGAGAUGUUUCUGGAGUCGAAAUCGAAGAAAUCAAACAAGGAGAGGACCAAGAAGAAGAAGGAAAAGAAGGGGAAGAGGCUUCUUUAGAACAAGACAAGCAAGAAGAAGGUGGGGCUACAAGUAAAGAAGAAGAGCAGGAAGAAAAAGGAAAAGACAAAGAAGCUUCGAUAACAGAAGAUGAACAAGAAGAAAAGGGUAAAGACGAUGAAGUUUUGAUGAAAGAAAAAGAGCAAGAAGUAAAAGGGGAAGGCGAAGAGGCUUCAUUAAAAGAGCAACAGGAAAAAGAAUCUUCAUCAGAACGGAAUCAUGAAGACCAAGAAUUCCACAAAUUCUACGAACCGGAAACAGAUCAAAAUGGAGAGCCGGAGCUUGAAAAGGAGCAGAUGGGAAUGGAAGAAAAGAUACCAAAAGAGGAAAUAGAAGAAGAGAGGGAACCCAGAGUGGUGCCCCAUGAUUUGGAUGAAGAGCCUCCAUCAUCGGAAGCACCAGAGCCAAAGGAAGCAGAACACGAGAAGGAAUUGCAAAUUCCCAUGGCACCUCCGACACCUCCAGUACCAGUGGAAACCCAUGAUUUGGAUGAAGAGCCUCCAUCAUCGGAAGCAUUGGAACCAAAGAAAGCAGAACACGACAAAGAAUUGCAAAUUCCUAGAGCUCAUCCACGUCAGGAACCAGAGCAAGAAGACGAAUUACCUCCAGAAGAACUUCCCACGACGGGAACACCAAAAAUGGAUCGAGCUACAGAUCGAUCUGAGGAACAAAGGGCACGAGACAGCGUAAUCUUGGGAGAUGAGGCACCGGAUCGACCCUUAGAAACCAAAACCCUAGAUUCUGCAGAGAAGGACCAAGAUUUAGGGCUCGGGGAAGAGGUCGGGGUGGAGAAGAGGGAAGAGAACGGGAACGGGUCGGAAAAAAAGGGGCGGAAGAAGGGGAAGGGGAAAGGCUUGUCGCUUCCCCUUAGCCCGUUACUGGCCAGCUCGGCAUUUAUAGUGUCGCUUGCAAUCCUCGCCUUCCAUUUUCUCAGGAGUAGAAAACGAACGAGCUAGUGGGGUUGGGUUGAUGUGCAUGUGU
Molecule: messenger RNA, 5335 nt
Organism: Phoenix dactylifera (date palm)
Lineage: Eukaryota; Viridiplantae; Streptophyta; Magnoliopsida; Arecales; Arecaceae
Source: RefSeq, a predicted model, not a curated record